This is a messenger RNA of Olea europaea var. sylvestris, 2204 nucleotides long. RefSeq names its product E3 ubiquitin-protein ligase SIRP1. Gene Ontology annotation, molecular function: ubiquitin protein ligase activity. The record is from RefSeq and is a predicted model, not a curated record. The coding region runs from base 186 to 1076 and encodes 296 amino acids. Gene Ontology annotation, cellular component: cytoplasm. Lineage: Eukaryota; Viridiplantae; Streptophyta; Magnoliopsida; Lamiales; Oleaceae. Gene Ontology annotation, biological process: protein ubiquitination. The transcript has 3 exons.
UGAUUAGAUUAGAUAUGCGCAUGAUUCCAGAUCUUUCUACAUUCUUCUUCUUGACAGUUGACACCCCAACUUCUCCUUGAAAUCCGAUCGCAUCUGCUACAAAAGUCCAUUGUUUUACUCCUUUAUAUUUCCUCUCAUAAUCAAGAGUCAGUCCUUCCCAUAUCUCUGAAUUCUUGAACAUAAACAUGGCAUCAGAAACAGAGUACACUGAGCGGUCAUCUUUGAUUGAUGGCUUAAUAAAUUCAAGAAACAGAGACCUCUCUCUGUUUUUACCCUUCAUGCUGGGCUUAAACACCACCUUCCCACUUCAAAAUUCCACAAACCCACCUCAAGAAUCCCAAAAUCAAGCCACCCCACCUGACAGGGUUAUCCUCGUAAACCCUCUAACACAAGGCAUGGUUGUAAUUGAAGCCAGUGGGUCAGGCUUGGAUUCUUUGCUUAGAGACAUGUUCUUGAACAAGGAUGGUCAACCGCCUGCCUCAAAAGCAUCCAUUGAGGCCUUGCGGAGUGUGGAAAUUGUUGGUAAUGAAAAUAAUGAAGAGUGUGUAAUAUGCUUAGAGGAGUGGGAGGCUGGACAAAUGGCUAAAGAAAUGCCUUGUAAGCAUAGGUUUCAUGGGAAUUGUAUUAAAAAAUGGUUGGAAAUUCAUGGGUCUUGCCCGAUUUGUAGGUAUAAAAUGCCUGUUGAUGAUGAUGAUGAUGUGAAUGCGAAAAGUAAUGGUGAAAAUAACAGAGGCCGUAGAGAGAUUUGGGUGAGCUUUACGUUUAAUCGUGACACGAGAAAUGGGGAAAACAAUCAGAUUGUUCAUAGUGAGGCAAACAAAGGCAUUAGCAUGCAAGAGAACAGUCAUUAUGGAGAGCUGGCGGGCAUCUCGUGGAUGGGUUUGGUGGCUGCAAACAAACAGGAACAUUGUAUUGUAGAUAUGAUAAUUGACAGUUUCCAGUUACUGGCUGAAACACUACCACCUACCCGCUCCAAGAUUCCACAAUCCCACCAGAAUUCCAAAAGCCAGCAACCCUGCACGAGUCACAUGACAGAGUCAUCCUCAGAGACCCUCAAACUCAAGGCAUGGUUUUAAUAGAAGGCAGUGUAGAGGCUUGUAUUUUUUGUUUAGAGACAUGUUCUUGAAUAAGGAUGGUCAGACACCAUUGAGGCCAUGCUGAGUGUGGAAAUUGUCGGUAAUGAAGAGUGUCGGAUAUGCUUACAGUGGGAGGCUGUGCAAAUGGCUAAAGAAAUGCCAUGUAAGCAUAUAUUUCAUUGAAAUCGUAUUAAAAAAUGGUCAGAUUUCAAGGUAUUCCGUCUUUUUACCAAAUCAUUCAUUGAUAAUCAGGUAAUGUGGAAACAAUUUCAGGUUGAAUCAACUUUUUGGAAAAGAAUUGUGUGCGCAAAUGUUGCAUAGACCCUUGACAGGCUUCCCGUGCAGCGAACAAAGGCAUUAAUUACUGUGAGAAAGAACAAUUGAUGCGAAGAGAUACUAUGUGAUGCCUCUCGUGGCUGCAUACAAACAGGAAAUAUGAGAAGCGGGUGCAGGAAUUUGUGUUGCAGACGAUGCAGAAAUCAUUGAUUUUAUUGUUCUUGUCUUGCAAAAAAUUGUGAUAUUUACCAAAAACCAACAAGUGGUCACAUUAAUUAAACUUUUAGGGAUUUAUGUUUUCCAACUUGUCAAAACCACAAACUAAAAGCGGUGCCUGAAGCAUUUUUAUGCAGCACCAACGGGACAAUUAAUUGAAAGUGAUAACGAAUCUAUGGGGAAGAGGAAAUUGAGGGAAGAAUGGGGUAGAAGAAGAAUUUGUAGAAAAUAGGUAGGAAGAAGAGAGAAAGUUGUCACAAGCCACCAAUAAUUUUAUUUAUUCAUCAACUGUCUCCAUUAAAUGAUAAAAGAGAUUUAAAUAACAAAAUAAACCCUAAAGAGAAAGGGUCAGGCCCAUUACACAAGUUCAUAAAAAUAACCCAACUAAAAUAAAUAAAAUAAAAGUCCAACUAAAAUGAAAUAAAUAAACUGAAUGUCAUUAAAAUAAAUAAGCUGCAUGUCCUCAUCACAUUUUCUGGAGACUUAUCCCCUUCGCGAAUGCUAAGUGAAGCUAUUAAAGGAGAAAAAUACAUUUAUAUAUGUGUCUUUAAUACACCAUUGAGGUGCAAGUUGAACAUGUUUUUAAUCAAAGGUGAAGAUUGCUUCCUGGUUUAAGAUAAGCUUAAAUAUUUAUGA